This is a messenger RNA of Ctenopharyngodon idella (grass carp), 1612 nucleotides long. RefSeq lists its product as uncharacterized. Bases 277 to 1434 code for a protein of 385 amino acids. NCBI's taxonomy places the organism in Eukaryota, Metazoa, Chordata, Actinopteri, Cypriniformes, Xenocyprididae. The record is from RefSeq and is a predicted model, not a curated record. The transcript has a single exon. Gene Ontology annotation, molecular function: catalytic activity.
UCCAAGACGCUUCGCACCGUAUGACUAGUAAGUCAAACCUCAAAUCACAGUCUGUGUUCUACCCACUUAAUUGAUAGAAAUGUGAGUGUAAUACAGUCUAUAGAAACUGUGUCUAUUCCCCGAAUAGUGAGGUUCAACAAUAAAAAUAAAGGAUCUAGAAAAAAUCUGAUCGUGAUCAAACCAGAAAUUCGCAAAAUUACUGAACAAAAACAAUUUCUAAAGCUAGGGCUACUAAACAUUAGAUCGCUGACACCUAAGGCGGUUAUUAUAAAUGAAAUGAUCACAGAUAAUAGUCUUGAUGUAAUUUGCCUUACUGAAACAUGGCUUAAACCAAAUGAUUAUUUCGGUCUUAAUGAGUCUUGUCCACCUGGCUACUGUUAUAAAAAUAAAUGCCGUCCGGUUGGCCGUGGCGGUGGUGUUGCAACAAUCUAUAGAGAGAUUCUUAACGUUACCCAGAAAACAAAGUACAGGUUUAAUUCAUUUGAAAUUCUCGUGCUAAACGUUACACUCUCAGAUAUAAGUAAAAAGUCGCUACUAUCUCUUGCUUUGGCUACUGUUUAUAGACCUCCAGGGCCUUAUGUUGAUUUCCUAAAAGAGUUUGCAGACUUUCUCUCAGACCUAUUGGUCAACGUUGAUAAAGCGCUGAUUGUUGGAGAUUUUAAUAUUCAUGUAGAUAAUACAAAUGAUGCGUUAGGGGCUGCGUUUACAGAUUUACUAAACUCGUUUGGGGUCAAACAAAACGUCACUGGACCCACUCACCGUCUUAAUCAUACACUAGAUUUAAUUAUAUCACAUGGAAUCAAUCCUACUGAUAUAGAAAUUCUACCGCAAUGUGAUGAUAUCACUGAUCAUUACCUUGUAACAUGCGUACUGCAUACUGCUGAUAUUUGUCAAAUUGCGCCACGAUAUCGACUAGAUAGAACAAUUCUUCCGACAACUAAAGAUAAAUUCACAAAUAAACUGCCUGAUCUGUCUCACCUGCUCAUUGUACCCAAACACACAAAUGAUCUUGAGAAAAUUACUAGCAGUAUGUGCACCACUUUCACUAGUACAUUAGAUACUGUUGCACCGAUGAGAUUAAAAAAGGUUAGAGAGAAAAAUACUGUACCAUGGUACAACAAUAUUACUCACGCUAUCAAAAGAGAAACUCGUAAUCUAGAACGCAAAUGGAGACAAACUCGUUUAGAGGUGUUCAGAAUCGCGUGGAAAGACAGCUCGUCCCGUUAUAGAAAGACUCUAAAAGCAGCCAGGGCCGAGCAUCUCCACAAACUCAUAGAAAAUAACCAAAACAAUCCAAGGUUCUUAUUUAGUACAGUGGCUAGAUUAACAAAUAAACAGACAUCACCAGAACAAAACAUUUCAUUACAGUUUAGUAGCGAUGACUUUAUGAAUUUCUUUACUGAAAAAUCGAAAGCAUCAGAAAUACAGUUGUAAAUGUACAACCCUUGACAGAGUUUUAUGAUUCAGCCUCAAUUAUCGUCCCUCAAGAACAGUUGCAGUGCUUUACAACUAUAGGACAGGAAGAGCUAAAUAAACUUAUCACAGCGUCUAAACCAACAACAUGUUUAUUAGAUCCAAUACCCACUAAACUACUGAAAGAAUUGUUACCUGU